AUGGCAGCGAACGUCGAGUUCAGCCUCUCCGCUAUCGCCGCGCUCACCGAAACCGAGAAGACGCGCCUCAUCAUCAUGACACUCUACAACAAAGACCGUAAUAACAUGGACUGGGACGCGGCCACUGCCCUUUCUGGCGCCAAAAGCAAGCAUGCUUUCCAGGUUUCUUACUACGCCGCCAUGAAGAAGCUCAACAACAGCGCCAAUGGCGGUGACGGCGGCGGCGGUAGCAGCAGCAAGGCCGCCACGCCGAAGCGCAAGCGUGCUGGAGGCGGUGACGGCACGCCCACACCCACGCCGAAAAGGGGCAGAAAGGGCAGGAAGGCGAUCAAGUCGGAAGAGGCGCCUGAGUCUCAACCCGACAGCGGAGCUGAUGCCGAGCAUGCCACUGAGGCGGAGCUUGAGCUCGAGUCAUUCUUCGACGCCGAGGAGAUCUAG
This is a messenger RNA of Lasiodiplodia theobromae, 438 nucleotides long. RefSeq lists its product as uncharacterized. The record is from RefSeq and is a predicted model, not a curated record. Lineage: Eukaryota; Fungi; Ascomycota; Dothideomycetes; Botryosphaeriales; Botryosphaeriaceae. The transcript has 3 exons. The coding region runs from base 1 to 438 and encodes 145 amino acids.